ACCGGGGCUGAUAUGUUAUCGGUGUAUCACAAGUGGGCUUCACAGUAAAGGCUUGCGUUGGGGCAUCCGGCGCCCUGGUCGUUCGGAAAGAAGCGUCGAACUGUGUCGAGGCUUCGUAACAUAACAGCACAAUGACAGACACAAGACCCGUCCCGGCAACGCACGUCGUCAACGGCGUCCGCCUGCCCAUCUUCUUCGACGCCGACACGGCUCGCGCGAGCAUGACGUACACACCUAAAGACACCGACGUCUUCAUCGCCACGUACCCGAAAUGUGGCACGACAUGGAUGCAGCACAUUGUCUACCUUAUUCAGAACCACGGGAAGCCACCACAGAAAGCCGGUGAUUUUUUCCGCUCAAGCACGUACCUCGAAAUGCUCGGCAAGAAAGCUGCGGACGAAGUGACGGUACCAGGAGCCAUCAAGACGCACUUGCCAUUCGACAAAGUUCCCUUCUCGCCCAAGGCCAAGUACAUCUACGUCUAUCGGAACCCGUGGGAUUGUGUAGUGUCUUACUUUAACCACGUUAAGACUAUCCCUCCGUACAAGUUCCAGGGCGGAACGUUCGACGACCUGUUCGAAGCUUUCAUGCGAGGCGAGGUUGAAGACGGCGACUACUUCGACCAUUUCCUUGGCUGGUACGCGCACAGAAGCGACCAAAAUGUAUUCCCCGUAUCGUACGAAGAAAUGCACGUUGAUCCAACAACAGCGAUACGGCGGGUUGGACAGUUUCUGGGUGAGGAGUACGAAAAAUCGUUGCAGGACGACAAUGUUCUUCAAGAAGUCUUGAAGUGCAGUAGCCUCGACUACAUGAAGGUCCAUGCGAACGAGUAUAUGAGAGACUUUUUUAGGAAGGACAUGCGAGAUGUUUUGGAAGACCCUGCGUUGACACCGAGCAUAAAGAAUAUUCGGAGGGGUUUCUCGGAAGAUGAUGUUGAUUCGUUCGGGUUGGUGAAGAAAGGUGGGAUCGGCAAAGCGGCAGACGUCCUCAAGCCGGACCACGUGCUCAGAUUGAGAAAGAAGUUAGAAGAGAAGCUUUCGGGUGUGGAGUUGCCAGAUUCGUGGAAGAACUUGCCCUACUUGUUGUGAGAUGGUGGUAAUAAAAGAAAAAGUGUGUAUAAAUGCA
Molecule: messenger RNA, 1125 nt
Organism: Ornithodoros turicata
Lineage: Eukaryota; Metazoa; Arthropoda; Arachnida; Ixodida; Argasidae
Product: sulfotransferase ssu-1-like
Exons: 2
Coding region: 132-1088 (318 amino acids)
Biological process (GO): sulfation
Cellular component (GO): cytoplasm
Molecular function (GO): sulfotransferase activity
Source: RefSeq, a predicted model, not a curated record